CUUCGGUCUUACUUUUGUCCUUUUCCAUCGUGCGGAAAGGAUUUUAGACGGCUAGAACAUCUCAAGCGCCAUCUUCGUACACACACAAUGGAACGGCCUUAUCUCUGCAACGUUUGCGGCAAGCGAUUCUCACGGUCCGACAAUCUGGCCCAACACAAAAAGACACAUGAGCGC
Phycomyces blakesleeanus NRRL 1555(-) is the source of this 174-nucleotide messenger RNA. Its product is annotated as C2H2-type zinc finger transcription factor. NCBI's taxonomy places the organism in Eukaryota, Fungi, Mucoromycota, Mucoromycetes, Mucorales, Phycomycetaceae. The record is from RefSeq and is a predicted model, not a curated record. Gene Ontology annotation, cellular component: Ste12p-Dig1p-Dig2p complex; nucleus; Tec1p-Ste12p-Dig1p complex. The transcript has a single exon. Gene Ontology annotation, biological process: sexual reproduction. The annotation marks the transcript as partial. Gene Ontology annotation, molecular function: DNA-binding transcription factor activity.